UCUCUCCCUCUCUCUGCUGCUUCUUAUGGUAGUAGUGAGAGAAAAUGGAGUCUCCUUCCCUCUACCAAAGUCUGCUUCAAUAGCGCCGUUAAUUACGAUUCUGCCACCAGACCUCUCUAUUUUAUGAUCGAUCGAAAACAAAGAGACUGCUUAUUUUACUAAUCCCAUUUCUUCCAAAUUCAUCUUUCUCUCUCUCAUAUUUUCAAAACUGGCUCACAGGUCUCUCUCCUCUCCUCAACACCUUCCAUGUUCUUUCUGUUGCUCUCAUUCCCUCCAAAACAAACCCAACCCAAAUAACUAUAUAAAUCUUUACCCAUCUAUAUAUAUUGAAAUUUGGGUUUAGGGUUGGGGAGGGGGAGUGAAAUGGAGAUUUGAUUGGCUGUGAAUUGGAAUUCGUGGAUCAAAAUGCGAGUGAAGGAAAUGCAUCCCCUAUGUUGUCUCUCACUGGAGAGUCCGGGGAUCGGAGACCAGUCUCCGGAAGUUUCGCAAUCGAGAACCGGCUCCGGCAUGCCGGCGACGAUGAUUGCUGGCGGAUCUGACGGCAAUGCGGGGUGUCCGGCGGGAUCCGAGGCCAGCUUCGCCGGAGUUCUCUACAAGUGGACCAAUUACGGCAAGGGAUGGAGAUCGAGGUGGUUUCUACUCCGAAAUGGCGUCGUCUCCUAUUCCAAGAUCCUCAUCCCCGAAACCCUAGCUCUCUUCCCUGCCGGCGAAGACGUUCGGCUAAUCGGCGACGUCUCCUCCGGCCCACUAUCUCGCCACGACAGCUCCGGCGGAAGACGCCGGAACCACAAGAUUGGUUGCAUCGUUCAUCUCAAGGUCUCUUCGUUUAGGGAGAGCAAAUCGGACGAUAGGCGAUUUUACAUAUUUACUGCUACUAAAACCCUUCAUCUGAGGACCAGUUCGAAGAGAGAUCGGGUGGCUUGGAUAGAAGCUUUAGUUUCAUCUCGAAACCUGUUCUAUCUUAGGCCAUUGAAUGAUAGUCUCUCUCUUGUGCCAAGUGAUAUAUCAAUAUCAACUGAUAGGCUUAAAAAGCGAUUGAUUGAGGCAGGCAUCAGCGAUGUGCUUGUUAAGGACUGUGAGCAGAUCAUGCGCUCGGAGUUUUUGGGAAUACAAGGACAAUUCAAACUACUUUGCCAAGAGCGCUCGAAUUUGCUUGACACAUUGAGGCAAUUGGAGGCUGCCAAUAUAGAAGCUGAAGGCUCUGGAAUUCCUGAUAGUGAAUACCAAUUGACAAAGCAUGAAGUUUCCUGUCCAGGGCAUGGAAAAUAUAGUGAAUGCAGCACAACUGAAUCAUCUGAUGAUAUUGAGAAACAAGAGCUUGAAGACGUCUCAGAUGAAGAUGAUACCUCCUAUUUUGACACAAUAGAGAAUUUUUCUGAAACAACUCUUAGUUGUGGGUCUGUUGCUGGAGUUGCAGAUAACAUCAGUAAGUGUAUGGGACCUGAAAAGCAAUUUGAUCAUAGGAAAAAUUUGAAUGCUCAGAAGGAAGCUAUUAGCUCCACAUAUCCACAAAUUGAAAGGCGAAAGAAGCUUCCAGAUCCGGUCGAAAAGGAGAAAGGGGUCAGUCUUUGGUCCAUGAUCAAAGACAAUGUAGGAAAAGAUCUAACACGAGUUUGUCUCCCUGUGUACUUCAAUGAGCCAAUAUCAUCUUUACAAAAGUGUUUUGAGGAUUUGGAGUAUUCUUAUCUGUUGGAUCGUGCAUAUGAGCAUGGAAAAGCGGGAAAUGGUCUCCUGCGAAUUCUGGAUGUUGCUUCUUUUGCUGUGUCUGGAUAUGCUUCAUCUGAAGGUCGGCAUUGUAAACCCUUUAAUCCUUUGUUAGGGGAAACUUAUGAAGCUGAUUAUCCUGAGAAAGGAAUUCGCUUCUUCUCUGAGAAGGUUAGUCACCACCCAACAGUUGUUGCCUGCCAUUGUGAAGGAAAAGGCUGGAAAUUCUGGGGUGACAGUAACCUUAGAACCAAAUUUUGGGGGACAUCAAUUCAGCUUGACCCUGUUGGAACUCUAACCUUGGAGUUUGAUGAUGGUGAGGUUUUCCAGUGGAGCAAGGUCACAACAUCCAUUUGUAAUCUUAUCCUCGGUAAAGUGUACCUUAAUCACCAUGGGACAAUGCACAUACGUGGUAAUCGCCAAUAUUCAUGCAAACUCAAGUUCAAAGAGCAGUCUAUUCUUGACCGAAAUCCGCACCAGGUUCAUGGAUUUGUUGAAGAUUCCAUGGGGAAAAAGGUUGCGACAUUAUUUGGGAAGUGGGAUGACAGUUUGCAUUAUAUGAAUGGAGAUGGGACUAGCAAACCAAAGGAUUUUACAGAUGCUUCUUUGUUGUGGAAAAGGUGUAAGCCUUGUAGUUCCACUCGGUACAACAUGACGUCGUUUGCAAUUACACUAAAUGAGUUAACACCAGGGUUGCAGAUUAAGGAGAAACUUCCACCCACGGAUUCAAGGCUCAGACCUGACCAACGUGGUCUAGAGAAUGGGGAAUAUGAGAAGGCUAAUGCAGAGAAGUUAAGGUUGGAGAGGCGACAGAGGAUGUCGAGGAAAUUGCAAGAAAAUGGGUGGAACCCCAGAUGGUUCGAAAGACAAGGUGAAGACGGACCCUUCCACUACACAGGUGGUUACUGGGAAGCACGAGAACAUGGAAAAUGGGACAGAUGCCCAAAUAUAUUUGGUGAAUUUAGUGAAGACUUUGUUUAAUUCCUUUGAAGAAUCCUGAUGUCGACAAAGGGAUAGAAUGCGAAGCCUUCAAGAUAUCAAAGACCAACUAGUGCACAUAGAUUAGGUUAUAUUUUCCCCUCGAAGUUGUCAAAAGUCGAUUUUGAAGGGCAUUAGAGUGAAGAAACAGUCUUGAACGAGGUGAAAAUGUUGGAUUACAAUCAAAUUUCGUUGUGGCGUCAUUUUCUGCGCACGAGUGCAGUUUGUGUAAUUUAAUCUCUCUCUCUCUCACUCCAUUUGUUGUAGUUCCUCCCAAACUUCGGUAGCCAAUAGCUGACCAUUUUAUUUAGGUAAUUAUUUGCAUUUUCUUGGUAGAAAUAAAUGUAACAAGAAAAUGUAUUGCAGUAAACCAGAAAACCAUCAUCCCAGCACGAGGAUCUCUCGUUUAGGCGCAUAUACUGUUGUAGCUAACAACCCUAUCCGGUUUUGAGUUCCUAAAAAGAAUAAUCUGAAAUGUUUAUUUUGUGCCA
This is a messenger RNA of Camellia sinensis, 3173 nucleotides long. The record is from RefSeq and is a predicted model, not a curated record. Lineage: Eukaryota; Viridiplantae; Streptophyta; Magnoliopsida; Ericales; Theaceae.